Bactrocera tryoni is the source of this 1314-nucleotide messenger RNA. RefSeq names its product bifunctional peptidase and arginyl-hydroxylase JMJD5 (gene JMJD5). Gene Ontology annotation, cellular component: nucleus. NCBI's taxonomy places the organism in Eukaryota, Metazoa, Arthropoda, Insecta, Diptera, Tephritidae. The coding region runs from base 9 to 1214 and encodes 401 amino acids. The record is from RefSeq and is a predicted model, not a curated record. The transcript is spliced from 3 exons. Gene Ontology annotation, molecular function: histone H3K36 demethylase activity.
GUAAACAAAUGGAGGAACGCACUGAAGUUUAUAAAUAUUUGCCAAAAUACAAAGAAAUUGAAAUUAUAUUGGAAAAUGAGCCUGAAGCAAAUUACAUACUUGGCUUGGCCGCAACAGACGUUGAAAAUGCAAACUCAAAAACAUAUGAAUACAACGAGGAAGUGUACUACUUGGUCUGUAGUUUAGCGGAGAAAUGCUGGGAACGCAUACACACUGGGCACUUCAGUGCAGUGCCAUUGGAAGUGCGUAAAAUUUAUGCUCUAUCCAAUUAUUUUAAAAUAUUCUAUUUGCUUUGCGAAAGUGUUUCCCAAAAACAAUUAAUGCGUUGUGCCGAAGUGCUCGACGAGGCUAUACUGAUUGGCUGCACACAAGGAUUGUAUGAAGGAAGUGACGAGUUCCAAAUCCAACUAACAAACUACAUUAGUGAAGCUUUAGAAGAAAACACUCAGACACCACUACCAAUCAUCGAUACACUCAAGCGGCAACAACUUAAAUGCGACAUACCAGUUUUAGACUGUCCCUCAAUAGAGGAUUUUCGCACAGAAUGUUUUACAACUGAACGUCCCGCAUUGCUACUCAACACGAUAACGCAUUGGCCGGCUUUGCAAAAGUGGCGUGAUCUUAAUUACAUACACAAACUGGCGGGUAAUCGCACAGUGCCUAUUGAAAUUGGUUCUAAUUACACCACCGAUGAAUGGUCACAGCAGUUAGUGAAAAUACGUGACUUUCUCCAUCGUCAAUUCACAAACACUGACAAUGAAAUCGAAUAUUUAGCACAGCACGAGUUGUUCGAUCAAAUACCUGCGCUUAAAGCCGAUAUACGCAUACCGGACUAUUGUAUCUUGCGUACGAGUGGUUCCGAAAGUCCUGCGCACGUGUCCAUAAAAGCGUGGUUGGGUCCUAAGAAUACCAUAUCACCGUUACAUUAUGAUCCCGAACACAAUUUAUUGUGCCAAGUGUUUGGUAGAAAGCAUAUAAUCUUGGCAGCACCAGCAGAUACACCGAAUCUUUAUGCACACGAUUCGGAAAUGCUUUGUAAUACCUCGCAAUUGGAUGCAGCGCAGUUAGACUUCGAAAAAUUUCCGUUGGCGGUGAAAGCAACCUUUUAUAAUGUUACUUUGCAAGCUGGUGAUUGUCUUUAUAUACCGCCGAAGUGGUGGCAUUAUGUGCGUGCCGAAAGCGAGAGCUUUUCGGUCAGUUUUUGGUGGUCAUGAAUUAAGUAUGUUUUAUUUGAGAACUAAAUGAAAUAAAGUUUGUAUGUAAAUCACUUUAAGUGCCGUUAUAUACUUAAUAAAUAUUUAUGACUAAAAUCAA